Molecule: messenger RNA, 1127 nt
Organism: Pyricularia grisea
Lineage: Eukaryota; Fungi; Ascomycota; Sordariomycetes; Magnaporthales; Pyriculariaceae
Exons: 4
Coding region: 194-709 (171 amino acids)
Biological process (GO): late endosome to vacuole transport via multivesicular body sorting pathway; protein targeting to vacuole
Cellular component (GO): fungal-type vacuole membrane; Vps55/Vps68 complex
Source: RefSeq, a predicted model, not a curated record
CUGUGACGUCCAAACGACGACAUUCAUCCUAGACGCGACAGUCGGGCACUCGACUCAUCACAACAAGACAGAACACGAAAUCUUUGCAUCGAUUUGUAGGCGCCGACCGAUUGACCCGCACCAUCUACUCUAUUUGUGCAGUUCACGCCUCUGUUAAACGAACCUUGUCCAUACCCGACUCGCAUUACCAACUAUGGAAGAAGAACGUCUCUGGAAGUUCCGUAGGCCGCAAUGGCUCAAUAGCGUGUGGGCAAGGAAUGCGGGAGUUUACACAUCGGGCGCUUUGUUCUCGCUUGCAUUCUACGUUCUCCUCGACGCCGCAGUGUGGUCCAAAUCCCCACUCAACCCAUCCGACACGCACGUCACCUUUGUCGACUGGCUGCCCUUCAUCUUUUCGAGUCUGGGCAUGCUCAUCAUCAACAGCGUGGAGAAGUCUCGCCUGGGUGCCGACUCGUUCAGCUACAGCGGCUCGGGUGUGGCGUGGAAGGCGCGCGUCGUGCUCUUCCUCGGCUUCGCGUGCCUCGCGGGUGGCAUGGCCGGCGGCGUCUGUGUGUUUGUCCUCGGAUACGUCGUGCCGGGCCUGGGAAUGCCGCAGAUGUUUAUGGGCGUUGAGAAUGUGGUUGCAAAUGCCCUUGUUGGGCUGAGCUCGGCCGUACUCUGGAUCAGCCAGAACAUGGAGGAUGAAUACUCGUACAACUUGGCUCUAUGAUCCCCUCGGCACCACAUCGUGAGAGAUUGCGCCGGCCGGAUACCAUGAGUAUGGUCUGUUUGGUUGAUGGACACCCACGCAAUGAUCUUGCGGAGUAGGAAUGUGUUUGUUUGGGUGUUUCGGGCGAGGGUAGCAACACAGGGACGGCCCGUUCGCCUCGGCAAGUCACUUAUAUCUUGUGAUACUUGACGUGUAUUUCUAAGUCAUCGAAUUCUGAGGAGCAUAAGACGCACCUAUUCACAGCUUUACUUCCGUAAACUGAAAGUCUUUUCCAUGCUUUGAUUUUCUGCGAGGUCCUUGGUCGGGCUUGGGGCAACAUCACGAUUAAAAACUCUUCAUGUACUUCAUGUUCGUUGCCCGAUAUUACUCUUACCUCAUUGUGACGAGUAACGGGGUAAUUUAAAGAAGUGAUAUGAAU